AAUCCCCGAGUACUUGGAAAUCCCCACGCAAUGCAAAAAAAAAAGCAAAACAGAAACAUGCUCGGCAGACAGUGGUGUGAAUUAGCAGCAAUAAGGCAAGGUUUAGCGUUUGAAUACAUUUUAUUUUUAACCCUCUGCUGCUGCUGUAGUUCCAUGGAGCCCGGUGUCGUGGCACAACAAGGACAUCCCAUUGCACUUCAGUAAAGAAAGUCAAGAACUACCCAGGAAUCAACAAGAAUAUUCUUAUUUAAAGUAAGAUGGCAAGUCCACAAGUAAUACCGAAAUCUCUCUACAUGAGCAACAUGCUGAAGGCUGUGAAAAUCAGAGAAAGGACACCAGGAGAUAUUGAAAGACCCUCAAAUGGAAUCAUUUAUCAUUUUAAAACAAUGCACCGGUACACUCUUGAGAUGUUCAGGAUUUGUCAGUUUUGCUCCUUGUUUCGGGAGAUUCUUCAGAAGUCGCUUAUUGACAGAGCCAUGCAGGUUGCUUUGGAAUGCCCAAAGAAACUGAAUGCUUGUAGAGAAGUUAAAAAACUAGUUCCCCUGAAGACUAAUGGUGAUGGAAACUGUUUGAUGCAUGCUGUGUCCAUGUAUAUGUGGGGAGUUCAAGACACUGACCUAGUAUUAAGAAAAACUUUGUACAAUGCACUGAGAGAAACGGAUACACGGAAUUUCCAGUUCCGAUGGCAGCUGGCAUUUGUAAAGUCUAUGGAGUUUACAGAGUUAGGACUACGCUAUAAUACCAAGAACUGGAAUGAAGAAUGGGAACAUCUUGUCAAAAUGGCUUCCACAGAGACAUCAGUAGGCCGCAGUGGGUUACAAUAUAAUAGCCUGGAGGAAAUACACAUAUUUGUCCUAGCUAACAUCCUUCGGAGGCCAAUUAUCAUUCUUGCAGAUAAAGUUGUGAGGAGCUUAGAAUCUGGAUCAAGUUUUGCACCUCUCACAGUGGGCGGAAUUUAUCUACCUCUUCACUGGCCUGCACAAGAAUGUUACAAAUAUCCCAUAGUUCUUGGCUAUGACUGUCAGCACUUUGCUCCUCUUGUCACUAUAAAAGACAGUGGUCCAGAAUUAAGGGCAAUUCCCCUGGCCGUUUCCGAAAAGGGAAAGUUUGAAGAUAUGAAAGUACAUUUUUUAACUGAACAUGAAGAAAAAAUGAAAGUCAAGCUGCUAAAAGAAUAUUUAUUAGUGAUGGAAAUUCCUGUGCAAUGUUGGGAUCGUGGGACAACACAGAUUAUUAAUGCUGCCAAGUUAGAUGAAGGCAAUUUGCCUAAAGAAAUAAAUUUAGUGGAAGAUUACCUUCAGCUAGUAGAACAUGAAUACAAGAAAUGGCAAGAAAGCUCAGAACAAAGCACCAGAGGAACUGGAAAUAAAAUCCGUCUUGAGAUGUCUCUGUCUCAGCUUUCUCUGGUCGAGGUAAAGUGUGAAACUCCGAAUUGUCCUUUCUACAUGUCCGUCAGCACCAAGCCUUACUGCCAUGAGUGUUUCGAAAAGAAACAAAGGGAGAAUAGACCUAAGAGGCAAACGCGUAAGACUGAAAUGGUUGUGCGCACAGCAGAGUCUAUUGUUCCUUCAAUACAAACGUCUGGGGAGUCAGGUGGUAUCUCUCCGCUUCCCACUGCACCCAGCCUUUUUCUUUACAGUGAAACCACUGCAAUGAAAUGUAAAACACCUGACUGUCCGUUUACAUUAAAUGUAGAACUCCAUGGGUUGUGUGAGCGUUGCCACAAUGCCAAACAACUUUCACCAUACAAUACUGGGGAAAGGAAAAGAAAUGUAGACAUUAUGAGGUGUAAUGUUUGUUUACAGGACACCACAAGGACUUUUAAUGGCAUUUGCAGUUCAUGUUUCAAAAGGACUACAGAACGGACCACCAGCUCAAGUUUCCCACCAGUGGUCUAUCAGAGGUCUAUUUCUGAUCCCGCUAACUUAUCAAGGAGUUUAGUUAAUCUGUCAGGCCACGAGGCAGCCAAUAGUGUGUACUGGGAGUCAACUAAUGUCUCACAAUCCUUGGCUGCUAGCAAUGCGGAGCAGAGGACUGUUAACCAAAAGUGUCGAAAAUCUGGUUGUCCUUUUUUUGGGACACUAAAAAACGAAGGAUUUUGCACUUUAUGUUAUUUUGAGUUUCGAGAAAACAGUGAAAUGAAUUCCAGGAGAUGCCAGAAUGCCUUGCCUGUCCAUGGACAAAGCAACUCCAGUGCUGCAGCUUUUAAGAACAUGUCACGUUGUUUAGGGCGAGAGUGCAGCACUCUCGGGAGUACGCUCCUGGAAGGAUAUUGCCAAAAAUGCUUUAUUGCAGCACAAAACCAAAGAUAUGAAGAAGCAAGACAGCCAGAAGCACAAAUGCUCAGACAAACAGAGAGAUCAGAACAUAGGACGGCAAAACACAGUAACUCUGGAUCUCAAAUAAGGAAAUGUGCCAGGACUCUAUGCAACAACACAGUUGUAUCACGUAAUGAUGAUCUGUGUGAACUGCACAAACAGAGAGCUGUGCAUCAGAGAGCAACAGGAGACGAGCUUCCCAAGCAGCGUUGCCUGGCACCAGGCUGUGAUCACUACGGCAACAACCGCUGCAAAGGCUUCUGCAACGAAUGCUACAAGUUCAAACAAAUGUAUGGCUAGAGGGAAAAAAAGAGAGCUUAAAAGGACAGAGUUCCACAAAAAUGGUGCUAUCCUCAAAAACACUUUAUUUUUUUAAUAUUAAAUAUUAGUAUGUAAAUAAAUUUUAAAUAUAUUCAACUAAUAUGUAAUGUAUAUUUAUACGGUUUCUGUUUAUGCAAUACAUAAUUGUAUAAAAUAUAUAUAAUAUGAAGACAUUGACAGUCUUUUGAAAUAUCUUUCUAGACUAAGAAUAAACUUAAAUACAUUCUAAUAUUAGAUCCAUAGCGAAAGACGAAGGCCUAGAUGCAAUAAAGCUUUGUAAAUGUGUGCUGCUACUGUGUCAGAUUCAUCAGAUUUGUGAAUCUUAACGGGAUACAAGAAAAAGAAAAUUUACUAGUUCUAAAUAGCUAAAAGGGAUGAAAAGGUCAAAAUUGAAAUGAGCAUGAAUUCAUUUCCGUUUUUAAAUACUUUCAUUAGCAGAAAUGUUUCUAGUAAAAGAUAUUAGUGUUUUGUAGAUAUGCUAUGUGUGAAUAAAGCAACAGACGAACAAACGCCACGUGUGUUGUAUCAAUGAAGAUUUUGUGUCAAGCAAGCCAUUGACUCUGAGGAGGUUUGCGGUUUGAAUGCUUGUGUAAUAAUUUUUAUAAGAAGCAUUUUUGCUAAUGGAAUUAUAUUGCAAAAAUGCUUUUUUAAAAUAUAAAAUGCAUCCACGUGCAUUUCAAUUUUGACCUUUCUAUCCCUUUAAUUAGGGGAAUUUGCUACAUUUAUCAUUAAUGGGACAGUCAAGUCAAAAUUAAACUUUGAUUCAGAUAGAGCAUGCAAUUUUAAACAAAUUUUCAAUGUAUUUCUAUUGUUAAAUGUGCUUUGUUGAACACUAAAUCUACGCAGGCUGAUAGAAGCUCAGGCGUGUGCACGUGUCUAUAGCAGUCUAUGGCAGCAGUGUUUGCAAAUAUGGACAACAUUGCUAUAAACAAUGCUGCAAACACUGUCAGAUGGCUAAAAACAUGUGCACACUCCUGAGCUCAUCCAGGAUUACUAUUUAACAAAGGAUAGCAAGAGAACUAAGCAACAUUUGUAAUAGAUGUCAUGCUCUAUCCAAUACAUUUAAGUUUAAUUUUGACUUUACUGUCCCUUUAAGAGAAAUGAGUACAUUAUGCAGCUCCAUUUCAUUGUUGAUUUUUUUGCACUUACAAUUUUUUUUUAAUGGUAAAAAAGGUCUUCCUUUGUUAGCAAGUAGUCGGAUAUUAGAUGCCACUUUGUGCAUCUUCUAUUUUUUCACAGCAUUGAGCGUAUGGGAAAAGCCCAUUGCUUCUGUAGAGCAUACUAAUAUUCAACUUGCUUUAACAGUUUGCAUAUGAGCUUGAAUUUAAAUAUAAGCCAAAUUAUCUUUUAUUGUUAGAUGAAACUAAGUAACUGAAUGCUGCCACUGAAAAGCUAGCGGUCCCUUGUGAGACGCUGUUUACAAUAAAGCUUGCUUACAUUGUAUGGGAAGCAGCUUUUUGGAAUAAUAUAGGUUCAGCCCUGUUUUUUUUUGUUUGUUUUUUUAACAAAUUGGAAAUUAAUGAAUCAAUUUGAGGGUUACACUAUGUAUCCCAUUUUAAAUACCCGCAGUAGAAACAGGAAAACCAUAGAGGCCGGGAAGGAAUAGUUAAACACUACUGCUCUGGGAAAGUCUCUUGCACUCACUCUGUUCGUCACUUCAGUAAAUAUAGAGCUAUUUAACCCCUUAACGACCACAACGUACCCUGUACCUCACUGGUCAUUAAGGGUUUUCUUGGUUCUAAUAGCGUGGGUCCUGCCGCGAGAGGAGGGACUGCACUAUUAUACCCUCCCUCCUUUCUGCUGGCCCCCCCGGAAAUAGCGCAGUCUCAUCACUGGCGGCAACUCCGCUAUUGAAAAUGCAAUCCCCAUAGAAAGACCAGCGACUUACAUGGUACGUCGCUGGUCCGUAAGGGGUUAAUAAACAACUGGAAAUCAUAUGCUUGGUAUACCGUUUUCUUUUGUUUACAUCCCUGGUGAUUAUUUGUUAUUGCUGUUGUCUCUUGUAAUCGCCUGGUAUAUUGUGUUUUAUUCUUGUUUAGUAAAUGUCUUUUUUUUUAUAUUGCAUCGCAAAUUUUAUUACAUCUAGGCCAGAAUCACUCAAUUGAUAAUCAUGCUUAUUUCUUUAUAUCUAUUGCUAGGAAUGGGCAAAUGUUUUGGCACAUUUAUUAAAAUAACAAACACUGGCCACAUUUGUGUUGAAUGUUUGCUGAACAUUUUGUCAAUGUAUUUGCAAACAACUGCUAAUUUUAACAAAUGUAACAUUUUUUUUAUUUCAAAUUUGAUUUCGAAUAGCAAUAAUAUCCUAAUAUAUAGAAAUUCAACACUGAAUCUGAAGUCUAUGGGAAUAAUUUGAAAAUUAAGAUUCUUUCUAUAGAAAGGGAAUAUUGUUCUAGCGUUUAAAUAUAAAAAUAUAGAUAUCCGCCAAUCUCUAUGAAUUACUGAGAAAUGUAAACUGUAAACCUGAAUAUUUUGAUUUCUGAAAGAACUCCUUAUUGGCCAGAAACUAAUCUGUGUGCAUUUGUAGCCUAUAUGAUUGUUCUACAAUAAUUUUGUUCUAAUCCACAUAAUUGUGAAGAUUUUACUGACAAAUCCGCCUUUAUGGUGGUCUAGUAUAUAGUAAACAGAUGUGUAUCACCUGUAUGAUGAAAACAGAUAUUUUUGUUUUUCCUCUUGUGUAUGUAAUUUUGUUAAUUUUCUGUAAAAGUUUUUUUUUUUUGUCAGAUUCAAAAAUGUGAAAACAAAUAUUACUUUAAACGUAUUUAAUUUACCAAAACAUAAACUUUAUAUUUGCACCUUUAUUUCACUUUUAAUAAAUUAUUUAUUAAGUA
This is a messenger RNA of Bombina bombina (fire-bellied toad), 5467 nucleotides long. RefSeq names its product TNF alpha induced protein 3 (gene TNFAIP3). NCBI's taxonomy places the organism in Eukaryota, Metazoa, Chordata, Amphibia, Anura, Bombinatoridae. Bases 258 to 2618 code for a protein of 786 amino acids. The transcript has 9 exons. Gene Ontology annotation, biological process: protein K33-linked deubiquitination; positive regulation of Wnt signaling pathway; cell migration. Gene Ontology annotation, molecular function: zinc ion binding; DNA binding; cysteine-type deubiquitinase activity. Gene Ontology annotation, cellular component: nucleus; cytoplasm. The record is from RefSeq and is a predicted model, not a curated record.